GCACGACCAAUUUUGGAUGGAAAAGUUGACAUCAUGCACAUUUCGGUUCCACAAAGGACACGAUUUAAACCGGACACGGUGCUGAGAGUCGAUCAAAGCAAAGACAGAAGAAGAAGAACAUCAUCGUCUUCAUCUUUUCACUGACAGCAUCAUGAAGACUCUCUGCUUCGCUCUGGGGCUGCUGCUGCUCAUCGCCGGCUGCUGCGACGCCAUGUCUCACGCUCUGCAGUUCAUGGCCCCUACAAAGUGCUGCUUUAACUUUUACACAAACAGUUUACCUUUAAAGAGGAUAUCCAGCAUCAUCAAGACCCACAGCUCCUGUCUGCAGCAGGCGUUCAUAGUCCAGACGAUCAGAGGACGACAGAUCUGCUACAGCGGGACUUUCCAGUGGGCUCUGGACGUCUACAAUCUGCUCCACAACACCGAGGGCAGCGGUCAGCAGCAAUGA
This is a messenger RNA of Plectropomus leopardus (leopard coralgrouper), 448 nucleotides long. Its product is annotated as C-C motif chemokine 4-like. Lineage: Eukaryota; Metazoa; Chordata; Actinopteri; Perciformes; Serranidae. Gene Ontology annotation, molecular function: chemokine activity. Gene Ontology annotation, cellular component: extracellular region. The record is from RefSeq and is a predicted model, not a curated record. Gene Ontology annotation, biological process: immune response.